UGAGAGAUCAGUACAAGUUUUUCAAAGCAAUUAUGAAUAUCCUUAUUGCAUUAGCAGUAAUAGUUACAUCCCUAUCAGUAAGGGCUCAAUUUAAUCCUCACUAUAUAGACAACAGAAAUGUAAUUGUUCAUCUCUUUGAGUGGAAAUGGAAUGAUAUCGCGAGUGAAUGUAAAAAUUUUCUAGGACCAAAUGGAUUUGCUGGAGUACAGGUAUCCCCCGUCAAUGAAAACUGGGUUUCACCUGAACGCGCGUGGUAUGAACGUUACCAACCUAUCUCCUACAAAUUAACUACGCGUUCCGGAACUCAAGAAGAAUUCGCUAGUAUGGUUGAAACUUGUCGGCAGAGUGGUGUAAGAAUCUACGUGGAUGUCGUUUUCAAUCAUAUGGCUUCAGGAUCUCUCGAUACGAUAUUGGUUGGUACGGCUGGUUCAGAAGCAUAUCCACAGGUUUUCGACUACCCAGCAGUACCUUUCACCAAAGCAGACUUUCAUCCUGAUUGUACGAUUACGGAUUACCAAGAUGUCUACCAAAUUAGGAAUUGUCAGUUAUCGAGUUUGAGAGAUCUCAAUCAAACCUCUCCUUAUGUCAGAGAGAAGAUUCUCGGUUUCUUGAAUCAAUUGGUUGAUUUGGGAGUAGCAGGAUUCAGGGUAGAUGCUGCUAAGCACAUGGAUCCUCAAGACUUAAGAUACAUCUAUAGGACAAUUAAAAGGCUGAAUAAGGAUUCCGGAUUCAGGGCUACAGACAAAGCUUUCAUCGUGCAGGAAGUGAUAGAUCUUGGUGGUGAAGCUGUAACAUCCCGAGAGUACACAUCAUUUGGCGUUGUUACUGAAUUCAAAGCAUCCGAUGAACUUGGAAAGGCUUUCCGUGGCAAGUACCCCCUAGCAGAUCUGAGGCACUGGGGGCCAUUAUAUGGCCUACUUCCUCCUAAUCGAGCCCUUGUCUUUGUUGAAAAUCACGACAAUGAACGUGGUCAUGGAGCUGGAGGAGAAAAUAUCCUAACUUACAAAAACGGAAAGAUCUACACGAUGGCCGUAGCGUUCAACCUAGCCCACUCUUACGGUAUUCCGCGGAUCAUGAGCAGUUACGAGUUUAACGAUCCAAGCCAAGGUCCUCCGCAUGACGAUAGCAAUAAUAUUCUGAGUCCUGAAUUCUCAUCCAAUGGGGAAUCUUGCACAAAUGGAUGGGUUUGUCAGCAUCGUUGGUUGGCCAUUAGGAACAUGGUUAAGUUCAGAAAUGUCGUUCGAAAGACAUCAGUUACGCUGUGGUAUGACAAUGGAUCCAAUCAAAUAGCUUUCUCGAGAGGAACUCGAGGAUUUAUAGCGUUCAAUGGAGACAAAGUUGAUUUCAGCGCAAAGGUUCGCACCUAUCUCCGUUCAGGAACAUAUUGCGAUGUUAUUUCGGGUGAGAAAAAUGGGAAUUCAUGCACAGGAAAGACGGUGAAUGUGAGAAGAUCGGAAGUGGCAGUCAUUAUCGAAGCUGAUGAUCCAUAUGGAGUCAUCGCUAUUCAUGCUGAAUCAAAAUUGUAGAUCAUUGAUUUGAAAAUUUCUUGCAAAAUUUCAAUGAAUCAUGCAGAAUAUUUUUAAUAAAUUGAGUUUGAUACAUACCACAAAUCUUAAAA
This is a messenger RNA of Phlebotomus papatasi, 1618 nucleotides long. RefSeq names its product alpha-amylase 4N-like. The coding region runs from base 33 to 1526 and encodes 497 amino acids. The record is from RefSeq and is a predicted model, not a curated record. The transcript is spliced from 3 exons. Gene Ontology annotation, molecular function: alpha-amylase activity; cation binding. NCBI's taxonomy places the organism in Eukaryota, Metazoa, Arthropoda, Insecta, Diptera, Psychodidae. Gene Ontology annotation, biological process: carbohydrate metabolic process.